AUGGAGCAAGGGGGAGUUCCCUCCCAAACCAUUGAAGAUGAAGGAAAUAAAAUUUCGCAUGAGGAGCCCAUUGAAGAUACAGAGACAAGGGGAGCUCCCAUGCAGACCGAUGAAAUUGAGCAAACUGAAUUGGAAGCAACUGGUCCAGACAUGCAAAGUGCCGAUGCUCUUCUUAAAUGGAAAGAAAGCCUUGAAAUCCCAAAAAACUCCUUGCUCUCUUCAUGGAUUCCCAUCCCUUUGAAUUCCAGUGCAUCGGUUCCGUGCACUUCUUGGUUUGGAGUAGUUUGCAAUGCUGAUGGGAGCAUUCAGAAGUUGAACCUCAAUUCAUCUGGAUUAAAGGGUACGCUUCAUCAAUUUUCAUUCUCUUUGCUACACAAUCUUACACAUUUUGAUCUCAGCCUAAACAACCUCUUUGGCCCCAUCCCACCAGAAAUCCAACUUUUGUCCAAACUUGUAUAUCUUGAUUUUACAGAGAAUAAGUUUUCUGGAGUAAUCCCACCUGAAAUUGGAACCCUGCACCAACUAUCCAUCUUGUACCUAAACUCAAACAAUAUAUCUGGCUCAAUUCCUUCAUCAUUGGGUGAUUUGACAUCUUUGAUUGUCCUUUGUUUGCAUCAAAAUCAACUCUCUGGUCCCAUUCCUAUUGAAAUUGGAAAUCUGAAGUCUCUCACUCAUCUUGCGGUGUACAAAAAUCAACUUACUGGUUCUAUUCCUUCAUCAUUGGGUAAUUUGACAUCUUUGAAUCUCCUUUAUUUGUACCAAAAUCAACUAUCUGGUAAAAUUCCAGCUGAACUUGGGAAUCUGAAGUCUCUCACUGAUCUUCAGUUGAGCGUCAAUCAACUUAAUGGUUCUAUUCCUUCAUCAUUGGGUAAUUUGACAUCUUUGAAUUUCCUUUAUUUGUUUCAAAAUCAACUCUCUGGUCCCAUUCCUGUAGAACUUGGGAAUUUGAAGUCUCUCACCCAUCUUGUUGUGAGUGAGAAUCAACUUAAUGGCUCUAUUCCUUCAUCAUUUGGUGAUUUGACAUCUUUGAAUGUCCUUUAUUUGCACCAGAAUCAUCUCUCAGGUCCCAUUCCUAUUGAACUUGGGAAUUUGAAGUCUCUCACCGAUCUUGCUCUGCGUGGUAAUCAACUUAAUGGUUCUAUUCCUUCAUCACUAGCAAAUCCGAGCAACAUACGGUGGCUGGCCCUAGUUGAGAAUAAAUUAUCUGGUCACAUUCCUAGUGAAAUUGGGAUGUUGAAGUCUCUCACCCAUCUUUCGGUGGGCAGAAAUCAGCUUAGUGGUUUUAUUCCUUCAUCAUUUGAAUUUGGAAAUUUAACUCAACUACACAGACUUAAUCUGUCUUCAAAUCAUUUGGUUGGUGAGAUCCCAAAGGAGUUUGGGAAGAUGAUACUUAUGUUGGAAUUGUACUUGUCUGGCAACCAACUUUCAGGUGUUAUACCUCUAGAGCUUGGAUUUUGUGAACUCCUUGAAGUACUUGAUCUAUCCAAAAAUAGAUUGAAUGGGACAAUUCCAAGAAGUAUAGAUCAAUGGGCACACAUCCACUACUUGAAUCUUAGUAAUAACAAGCUCAGUGAGAAAAUUCCAUCCGAGAUUGGUAAAUUAGUUCAUCUUACGGAACUUGAUUUAUCUCAUAAUUUUCUCACAAAAGAGAUACCAUCUGAAGUACAAAGUUUGCAGAGUUUGCAAAAAUUGGAUCUUUCUCACAAUAGACUAUCUGGUUCUAUUCCUGAUGCUUUUGUAAAUUUGCCUCGUGGUAUUGAUAUCAACCUUUCUUUCAAUAGGCUCUCAGGUCCAGUCCCCCUUUCCGCUAACUUUGUGAAUGCGUCCAUAGAAAGCAAUCCAAAUUUGUGUGGGAAUAUUACGGGAGUGAAACUUUGUCAAACUCAAAUUAUGAAAAAGAAAAAUGAUCCCUUUCAUCAUAAACUUGUCCUUGUGAUUAUGCUCCCCCUUAUCGGGGCUGUUUUACUUGGUGUAUGCACAUAUGGCCUUAUUGCUUAUCAACAACAAAAGAAAAAGUCUCCACAAAAACCAUCGGACGAUGAAACUGGUGAUUAUUUCUCUAUUACAAGUUUUGAUGGAGCAGUAGUGUAUGAUGACAUCUUGAAAGCAACUAAUUUUGAUGAAGCAUACUCCAUUGGGAACGGAGGAUAUGGGACUGUGUACAAAGCCGAGCUACAACCUAAUAAUGUGGUAGCUGUCAAGAAACUCCACUCAGGGUGUGAGAAUGUUGACCAUAAUGGAUUCCUUAAUGAGGUACGAGCAUUAACGAACAUAAGGCAUCGAAACAUAGUGAAACUUUAUGGAUAUUGCUCCCAUGCCCGCCACUCAUUUUUGAUUUAUGAAUACCUUGAAAAUGGAAGCCUUGGAUCAUUCUUAAGAAGCGAUGUCUUAGCAAAAGAAUUGGAUUGGUUGAAAAGGGUAAAUAUUGUAAAGGGUGUAGCUAAUGGUUUGGCUUAUAUGCAUCACGACCGCUCACCUCCUAUAAUUCAUAGAGACAUAUCCAUAGCCAACAUCCUUCUCGACUCUGAUUAUGAAGCACAUAUUUCUGAUUUUGGCACAUUGAAGCUUUUAAAGCUCGAUUCAUCGAACUGGACCGCAAUUGCAGGCACCUAUGGUUAUAUUGCACCAGAACUUGCUUAUACGAUGGUGGCAAAUGAGAAAUGCGAUGUGUAUAGCUUUGGAGUUGUUGCACUAGAAGUUGUAAUGGGAAAGCAUCCUGGAGAACUGAUAACAUCGUUACCAACAUUGUCUGCUGAUCAUCUGGUGCCAGAAAAUGUGGAAGAUAGUCGGAUACCUCCUCCCUCAUCACAAGUUGAGAAACAAGUUAGGUCGGUUCUGAGUCUCACAAGAGCAUGUUUGAACUCCAAUCCACUUGAAAGACCAACAAUGCAACAAGUUUCAAAUCGGUUGAUGAAGGAUCUGCUUUGAAUUG
This is a messenger RNA of Lactuca virosa, 2932 nucleotides long. Lineage: Eukaryota; Viridiplantae; Streptophyta; Magnoliopsida; Asterales; Asteraceae. The record is from the annotation of a GenBank genome assembly.